Messenger RNA from Heterostelium album PN500, 927 nucleotides. RefSeq lists its product as uncharacterized. Gene Ontology annotation, molecular function: magnesium ion binding; tRNA guanylyltransferase activity. Gene Ontology annotation, biological process: tRNA modification. Lineage: Eukaryota; Evosea; Eumycetozoa; Acytosteliales; Acytosteliaceae. The transcript is spliced from 2 exons. Bases 1 to 927 code for a protein of 308 amino acids. The record is from RefSeq and is a predicted model, not a curated record.
AUGGCAGAUCAGCAGAAUAGUAAUAAUAAUAACAAUACAACAGCAGCAGCAGCAGCAGCACCACAAAAGAGAGACUCUGUAACUCUUGGCGAUCGAAUGAAACAAUAUGAAGUAUCGAUGAAUACACUUCAUAUCACGGAUAACACUCCGUUCAUCAUUCGUCUCGAUGGUCACGGUUUUAGCAAGUUCACAAAGAACUUUGUGAAGCCAUGGGACAUUCGUGUGCACAAUGCAAUGGUUGAGACUGCAACGGUUUUGAUGAAAGAGUUCAAUCCGACAUUGGUCUAUACGUUCAGUGAUGAGAUUACUCUCUGUUUCUCUUCGUUGCCCGACCAAGAAUACCAAGAGCGUCUCAUUGCCACACAGUCACAGUCACUGCUUCCCUACAACGGUAAGGUUCAGAAGCUAAUCACUCUUGCCGCUGGUAUUGCAUCGACCACCUUCUACAAGGUAAUCACCUCGCAGACCUACGACUCUGCUACCGAGCCAAAGCUGACUCAAUACCUCGCCGAAAGUCUUCCACAUUUCGACGCAAGAAUCUUUACACUACCAGAUAAUCAAGAGAUUAUUAAUAAUUUGGUUUGGAGAAGUGUAAUCGAUUGUAAGAGAAACUCGAUCUCUGGAUUGGCACAGGCACACUUCCCACACAAGCAGAUUCAAGGUAAAGGUGGAAAGGAGAUGAAAUCUAUGCUGUUGGCAAAGGGUAUCGAUUACUACAAGGAACCAAUGUGGUACAGAUUCGGUGUAUUCCUCAAGAAGCAGUAUUAUACGUUGGAUUCAGUAUCACCUGUAAAUAAUCAAUCGGUUCAAUCGAUCAGAUCCAAAAUCAGAAGAGAUUCGUUCAACAUUCAGCACUUCCCCAAUGCACUCGACUACCUUACUAUCAAAACAUUACCAGAGAACUUUGAUGAUUCGAAAUUAACAUAA